CGUACGUUCCACAGGCAAUUAGUUUAAAGCUCAAUUUGCCUGCAGCCUACUUCAGUGGAAUGAUAGAAAUUUCAGGAAAAUGCCUGGAAUGGAUUAGUAGGAUCUGGCGUAAGAAGUUCAGGGAAGCAGUAGGAAAGAACUUCCUAUGCCACGUCUGUAGAUAAAUAAAGCCCCUUUCAUUGCACACGCAACCAGUGGACGUGGUCGGCCGGAGAAGCAAACGGGACCGUUUUAAUAAAUUACUACUGCCAUGCUGCCUGCUGCGUCUGGACCAGUUCCAUUCUCUCUUCUGCUUGUGCUGCUGCUGGGGGUUGGCCUCCCCAAAGCCGACGCCUCCCCCCAGCAGCUACAGCAGGGUGCCCCCUCCGCUGGCCUCGGCCACCAUGCCAGCUGGUCCAUCGGGCUGCGGCUGUACCGCGCCUUGCGUACGGGCAGCGGUGACGAUGCCCAGAAGACCAACGCUCUCUUCUCGCCUCUGAUGCUGGCCGCCUCGCUGGACGCCCUGGGUGAAGCCUCCAAGGGCGCCACCGCCGGGCAGAUCCGGGAGCUGCUGAAGCCCUCCGGCCAGAAGAGGGCAGUAGCAGCAACAACAGCAGACUUCCCCCAGGCUCUGAAGUCCACGCUGGAGGCCAACAACACGGCAUACUCCCUCCACGGCGCCUCGGCCCUCUUCACCAAGCAGGCCGCCGGGCCGGACCAGAACUUCCUGAAGAAGGCCCGCAGCGCGUCCAGAUUGGACCACGUGCCGCUAGCCACUGCAGGGGGAAGGCAGUCGGACUCGGCCGCCCUCCGCGCCUGGGUUCUGGGAGCCACCGGCGGUGUCAUGGUGGACCACCAGCCAAGCCAGGAGCCGCAGGCCCAGAGCGGAGCCCUGAUCCUGGGCAACGCGCUGAGAUUUAAAGGUCUGUGGGACCGAGGCUUUGCAGAGUCGAGCGAAGACCUGCGUAAUUUCCUAGGAGUCAAGUACACAAGAGUUCCCAUGAUGCAUCGGUCAGGUGUGUACCGUCACUACGAGGACGUGGAGAACAUGGUCCAGGUGCUGGAGGUGGGCCUGUGGGGUGGCCAGUCCAGCAUGCUGCUGCUGCUGCCCUUCCACGUAGAGGGCCUGGAGCGCCUGGACAAGCUGCUGACCCUGGAGCAGCUGCAGAGGUGGCACAGCAAACUCACCACCACCAGCAUAGCCAUGUCCCUGCCCAAGGUCAACCUCACCAGCGCCCUCAACCUGCAGGCUGCCCUGUCAUCGCUGGGCUUGGCGGACGCCUGGGACCAGGGGAAGGCCGACUUCUCCGGCCUGGGGGGGUCGAAGGGGAAGCUUCACCUGGGAGGUGUAAUGCACUGGGCGUCCCUGGAGCUGGCCCCCCAUUCAGGUCACAAAGAGGGGGAGGACGAGGAGGAGGAGGAGGAGGUGGAGAGGCCCAAGCUCUUCUACGCAGACCACUCCUUCAUCGUCAUGGUGACGGACAAGCCCACAGGAGCGCUGCUCCUCAUCGGCGCCGUGGACACGGCCGAAGGGCGCAGCCUGCACGACGAGCUUUAGGCACUGCCACCACUUACAGCAGCACACACCGCACACACAUCACUCACUCACACUCACACACACACACACUGCAGAGCUGAGGAACCGCUGCAACCGUAUACGAGCUUGGCCAAGAGCCUCAGUCACCGUGUGUCACUAAUUCACCAGCUGCUCUCGAGCCCUGGGACUGGGCGUCCCAUUCAAGUGGCCAUUACUUCCAAUAACAUUACAGUCCCUCACAGCUCACAGAUGACUGCCAGUGCCAGCACCUUCACUUGCCAUCUACACCUUGGGCCGCUCGCAGACACACCUAACUUGCUACAGCAACUGUCUGCUUAGUCGUUGGGACACCAGUAGGGUCAGAAUGUACAGUACGUAUGCAGCAGUGGGUUGAGUUGCAUGCCCACUCGAAUAUGGAACCACUCAAUCUAAAACACACACUGCCCCAUCAACUACUCAAGAUGAGAACAAUGUGAUGGUCAACAAUAGGAACACACACAGACACCGUCAAACGGUAUCAUUUCAUUUUAUUACACUGCAACCAGGGUAGGAAUUUCACGGCGGCCAC
Messenger RNA from Alosa sapidissima (American shad), 2084 nucleotides. It is a transcript of the gene serpinh2, whose product is annotated as serine (or cysteine) peptidase inhibitor, clade H, member 2. Lineage: Eukaryota; Metazoa; Chordata; Actinopteri; Clupeiformes; Clupeidae. The record is from RefSeq and is a predicted model, not a curated record. Gene Ontology annotation, molecular function: serine-type endopeptidase inhibitor activity. Gene Ontology annotation, cellular component: endoplasmic reticulum. The transcript is spliced from 5 exons. Bases 251 to 1537 code for a protein of 428 amino acids. Gene Ontology annotation, biological process: collagen fibril organization; negative regulation of endopeptidase activity.